Messenger RNA from Syzygium oleosum, 2000 nucleotides. RefSeq names its product SKP1-like protein 21. Lineage: Eukaryota; Viridiplantae; Streptophyta; Magnoliopsida; Myrtales; Myrtaceae. Gene Ontology annotation, cellular component: cytoplasm; nucleus. Gene Ontology annotation, biological process: SCF-dependent proteasomal ubiquitin-dependent protein catabolic process. Gene Ontology annotation, molecular function: cullin family protein binding. Bases 359 to 1429 code for a protein of 356 amino acids. The record is from RefSeq and is a predicted model, not a curated record. The transcript is spliced from 10 exons.
AAAAAUUCUAGAGAGAGAAAGCACCGCAGAUAUAGAGAGAGAAGGCGCUUCUUCUUCUUCCCCCAAUCCCUACCCCCCCUGGCCCCGCGCAAACCCUAGCACCGCCGGCGGCAAGUGGCGGCGUCGUCUCGCUCCUCCGCCAUUUCUCGACAGCGACGGUAUUAUAGGGAGCAGCAGUUAAGAUGCAGAGAGACAUGUCAUGUGAAAUGAGUAUUUUGUUGCAUUGGGAAGCAUUGAAAUCUAUCUCGUAUUCAGCGCAGGGAUCCAUCUUUCUGACCAUUACGAAGCCUUCGUCUCUGCUGUGAAACUCUCGACUUAGUUCAUCUCUCUGAAGAAGUUGUAGCUGUUCAGUCUUCAAAUGUCAGAAGGUGCCAUGGCAGUUGUCAAGCCCGAGAUGAAGUCAUACAUCUGGCUCCAAACUGCUGAUGGUUCAAUCCAACAAGUGGAAGAGGAGGUUGCCAUGUUCUGCCCCAUGAUAUGCCAAGAAGUACUUCAAACGGGCAUGGGAUCUUCAAAAAACUAUGCUAUAGUACUUCCACAACGGGUCAAUCCUCCUAUCUUGGGAUUAAUUCUUGACUAUUGUCGAUUUCAUCAAGUACUGGGGCGCUCAAAUAAGGAACGCAAAACAUUUGAUGAGAAAUUUAUCCGAAUGGAUACCAAAAAGCUCUGUGAAUUGACAUCUGCUGCCGACAGUCUGCAAUUAAAGCCUUUGGUGGAUCUAACCAGUCGUGCACUUGCUCGAAUUAUUGAAGGAAAAACUCCUGAGGAGAUUCGGGAGACAUUUCAUUUGCCUGAUGAUCUAACGGAGGAGGAGAAGUUGGAACCUCUAAGAAACAUUACCGAUGAUCCACGUAUCCGACUGUUGAAUAGAUUAUAUGCAAGAAAAAGGAAAGAGUUGAAAGAGCGAGAGAAAUUGAAGAGUGUGGAGGUUGAGGAGGAGCGUGUUGAUGAACGUUCAGUUGAUGAUCUCUUGUCCUAUAUAAAUAGCGGAGAUGGCAAGGGAGUGAGAGCCAACAAAAGCAAAAAGAAAAAUAGAAGGAGAAAGGACCCAUCAAAAGAUGCUUUGUCAAAUAAGGUGAAUGGUGAUCAUGAGGAACUGGAAUCUGUGCCCACUGCUUGCUCUCACGGUGAGGCUAAGGAUCUUGAGGUGGCUACCCCUCAUAAAGCUUCGAAACUUCAAGAUUCUACUGUUGGCACCUUUUCCCCUAAGCUUGAGUCUGAUGAUGGUGAUCCGUAUGAUGAUUUAGAUCCUGCAAUGAGGGAAGAGCUUGAUAGGGAGGUAGAGGACUUUGCUCGUCGAUUGAACUCAGAUUGGCCUGAGAGGAUGCAGGAGAUUUUGUGUUUGGGCCGCCCUGAAAGGAAACUUCUGCCAGUACAUAUCAAUGGUACUAGUUCCAGUUGUGCAUGCAUAAGCUUGGAUCGAAGAUAAUUGGUGGAAGAGAGAUGGUUGCUUUUCAGUAAUCAGAACUGUCUCCACCUUUUCUUGUUUGAGCUACCUGCAAAUGCAGGCUCUGUUGCCCUUGCAAUGGAGAGGAGUUCGAAUACUCUGGUGUGGGUAGUGUGCCAGCAUACAUACCUAGUUUGCCAUCACCAGAGCCCCUUCAUCGUCCUGUGGGCAUAGUGGAUGUCAGAGAAAAGGUGAAGAUGAGAAACCGGGGAAGAAGAGGGAGAAUUUUGAAGUUUCGAUGUGCAGUUUAAGCAAACGUUGCUUAUGUAUCUUGUUUACUUCUGUUAUUGGGUUGGUUUGUAGUUUAUACAUGAUCUUUGGCUGGAUCAUGUGCUUGCUAGGAAUUGUCAAUUCCAAUAAUGAUCCCUUUUCUUUUCUCUUUACACAAUUUGGCUGAGCACACAUAGAGGGACAAAGCGUUCUUUUUGUCAAUGAUGUCAUGAUGUUUUUAUACCAGAUUUGGUUCUUGUCAUCGGCCCCUUUAUGGCUUUCUUCAUGGACAUUAGCCAUGGAGUUUACAUUUUUCCAAUAAAGUCAAUUAUUCUUUUGCAAA